Molecule: messenger RNA, 911 nt
Organism: Dermacentor andersoni
Lineage: Eukaryota; Metazoa; Arthropoda; Arachnida; Ixodida; Ixodidae
Source: RefSeq, a predicted model, not a curated record
AACGCCAUGACUCGCUAAGCAACGUUCUGAAAUGGAAGAGAGGAAAAAGAAGAACGACACGGAGGCCACGCCCUCGCGCGCUGGCACGCGAGGCCCACGCGCAAAGGAGAAUCUCUCUCCCGCUUUCGAACACGCAGCUCAUCGUGGCGGACGCGCUUGGAACGAUCGCAGAAAGGAACGGCAUCGUCCUACUACCUGUCAUGGGGAUCGGUGCACCUGGCGGCAUGGAAAUCCACCGUAUCCUCCAAGGCUCCCUGUCAACCAUCUCGGAAGAGACGCCAUCCCGCAAGACGCCUUCCUCGUUUGCACUCGCCGCACUUCCAGAUGCGGCCAAGGAUGACGUGUCUUACGUGUUCGGCAACUUGGCCAUCCAGGACGUCCUCCCAGACAAUCGGGACCUUGUGCUCAAGCCGUGGUCCAAGGUCGACGAACGCAAUUGCGGCAGCCUCACAGGACAUUACAGCAGGCUGUUCCCGAGGACCGAGUGGUACCCGCUCGUUGAUAUGGGCGUCAAGGACACCGUGGCUCAGUGUGACACCAUGCAACUACCAUGGACCGUGCAAAGAGCCUGGCACCAGAUGGUGGUAGCCUCGAGGGUCACCGUUCGCCUUCUAAUAUACAGUGCGCAACAUCCGAGUAUGCUUGGAGCGGAGGCGGCCGCGACCAUGAGUGGCCGGUUCGUCGAAUGCGACCACGUUUGGAGGCUACACACCAUUUGGAGGCUACACACGAGGUUCGGCCCGAACGGAGCAGACGGCAGCACGAUAAUCCCGACAGCAGGGUCCAUCGCCCACGUGUGGCUGCCGUCUGCUCGGCUGCACCUCGUCGCAGCUGCAGCGACACAACAACCACAAGCUCUGCAGGCGGCCUUAGAGCCUCCUCAGCUGCGCUUAUCCAAGCUGAGUCGCUGA